UGCAUUUUUCUUUGAUUACGAGCUGAGCACAUAAAACAGAUAUAUGCAAAAAUUUUCGUUUACAAUACAAUUUUGAUAAACAGUUUUGAUAAACACAAACGAAUUGAGAGACAAUCAAGGUAUUUCUCACAAGUCAGAUUCAAAAAACAAUUUUUCAACAUGUCAAGCAGGAGAGAACGUAAACAAUGAUUUUUCCAAAUCAAUCUAUCUAUCUACCAUAGUCUAUGUUGCUAAACCAUAACUGAAUAUGCUUUUACAUUCUGCAAGUGCCUUGCACUUUUUAAAAUAAAAUCAAAAAAAUCAUACGUAACGCCCUUUAUGAACGGUCAAUUAUUGUUUUUCAAUAGCAACAGUCAUCGCGAAUAUAUUUAAUCAACAAAAACAAACGACAACAAUAACAAAUUGGGCUUGUCUUCUAUCAAUGAUUAUACUAUUCUUUGUUGUUGUUGUUUGUUAUUGUCGUUGGUGAUAUUUAACUUUUAGUGUGUGUCUUAUAAUAUUGAAAUUCGCUCAAUCCCGAAAAAAAAAUUUUAAACGAUAAAAAUGGAAUGGCUAUUUGGUAAACGAAAAACUCCCGAAGAAAUGAUGCGUCAAAAUCAACGUGCCCUUAAUAAAGCGAUGCGUGAUCUUGAUCGUGAACGUGGUAAAAUGGAAAUGCAAGAAAAGAAAUUAAUUUCUGAUAUCAAAAAAAUGGCCAAAGAUAAUCAAAUGGAUGCCGUAAAAAUUAUGGCCAAAGAUUUGGUUCGUACUAGACGUUAUGUGAAAAAAUUCAUUAUGAUGCGUGCCAAUAUACAGGCCGUAUCAUUGAAAAUACAAACAUUACGAUCACAGAAUGCAAUGGCACAAGCAAUGCGUGGCGUUACGAAAGCAAUGCAAUCAAUGAAUCGUCAAAUGAAUCUACCACAAAUUCAACGUAUAAUGCAAGAUUUUGAAAAACAAUCCGAUAUGAUGGACAUGAAAGAAGAAAUGAUGAGCGAUGUAAUCGAUGAUGUUAUCGGUGAUGAAGAAGAUGAAGAAGAAUCCGAUGCUGUUGUAUCACAGAUUCUAGAUGAAUUAGGUGUACAAUUGAAUCAAAAAUUAAGUGAUCUACCAACAGCUAAUAGUACAUUAAAUGCAGAAAAAUCCAAAGCUAAACAAGGUCCAGUACCAGCCGCUGAAGGUGCCGGUGGUGCACCAUUAGAUGAUGCUGAUGCCGAUCUACAAGCACGUCUUGAAAAUCUACGUCGUGGAUGAUGGAUUCAAUCCAAGAGAAAAAAAAACAUUAAAUUUUUCAAAUUUUCACUUUAAUUUCUUUCGUUGUUGUUGUCACUGUUUUUUUUUCGUCAAAUCAGCUUCAUAAUUAUAAAUAUACAAAAUUUCAAACACACACACACACACAAUUCUUCCUAACUAACAAUUUGAUAUUGAAUAAAAUUUGUUUUUAUUUACAA
Messenger RNA from Dermatophagoides farinae (American house dust mite), 1430 nucleotides. RefSeq names its product vacuolar protein sorting 2 (gene Vps2). Gene Ontology annotation, biological process: vacuolar transport. NCBI's taxonomy places the organism in Eukaryota, Metazoa, Arthropoda, Arachnida, Sarcoptiformes, Pyroglyphidae. The record is from RefSeq and is a predicted model, not a curated record.